Molecule: messenger RNA, 3737 nt
Organism: Phialemonium atrogriseum
Lineage: Eukaryota; Fungi; Ascomycota; Sordariomycetes; Cephalothecales; Cephalothecaceae
Product: mediator of RNA polymerase II transcription subunit 5
Exons: 6
Coding region: 354-3488 (1044 amino acids)
Biological process (GO): regulation of transcription by RNA polymerase II
Cellular component (GO): mediator complex
Molecular function (GO): transcription coregulator activity
Source: RefSeq, a predicted model, not a curated record
CAUUUUCAAUAUGAUUCGAAUAUCUGAACUUAAUAAAGAUGGAAUUGAACCCAAACUUUUAUGAAUCGUACUUGCCUCCGAACCUACCAGCCGACCUGCAGAAUGUAAGUUUAAUCGGUAGGUAGCUAGCCGGUUGGUUGGUCCAAUAAUGAAACCGUCCACUUUGCAACCCCACCACCAACCUCACGUCGCGUCCCACUGACAAGCGUCUGGACUUUCGAGAACAGCCCACAAGGCUGCGAUUCUGCUCUGCAGUCCUGCUCUGCGAUUCCGCUCUUCGACGGCUAGAAAUGAAUAUCUAAUAGCUACUACUCAGAAGUUCGUGUCUUCUGUCCUACACCUAUGCGCCAAUUAUGGUCGCCCUCUCUGCCACGGCGCCGCUCGCUGCCGCGCUGGGACAAUGGACCAAGUUUCUCUCGCGCGCCCUUGUGGCUCGACUAGAACCCGACUCUUUCGAAUCAUACGUGCCGCUACUGCAGUCCAAACAUCACCUACCACCGACCGUCGUAGCUGACCUGCUUCUCCGACCUACACCUGACAACCCCGAUUUCCCCGACCCUCGCAUUCUGCAGUACCUUCAAGUGCUCCUCAAGCUGAAAUUGAUCGACACCACAUCUGUCUUGAAGGCACUCUACAGCUACUCUACGUCGCGCACCCAAACACAGAGCCAGGGGGAGGCGAAUGGAGACUCCUCAAAGCAGAAACUGCGAUGGGGAAACUCGUACAGCUCCGAGGAGGUCAUCUUCUAUCGGCUGACCAAGGCCGUCGCCCAGGGCACUGGCAUUAAGGCAGCCAGGGACGCCCUCGAGGUUGCCAAGGUCAUGGCCAAGUGGAUGGCCUUGUUCACUGCCGUGUCAGCCUCAUUUGCGGCCGACGCUAUGGGUGCCAUGUACCCAUCCCAGAUCAAGGGGGAAAUGGAGUCUGCCCGGGCUGCCUUUGUCAUGCUCCUGCUCGGUGUAUGCGAGAACCAGACUCUCUUGGCAACACUGAGCAAGCCGGCCGCAAAAGACGCUCGCAAACGGCUCUCGGAAAGCCUGGCCAACUUUGUGCCAUCCAUCGUGCAUAACUCAUCCGAAAUUGCAGCUCGUUUGGAGCUCUUCCGAUCACAGACUCUGGCCAGUUUCGACCCCCCUGACAAGAAGAAGGAAUCGGAAGACGCCGAGAUGUUCGACGUCUACGACCAAACUGUUGGCCUGGAUAACUUCCAGGUCCAGGAGUUGCCAAUACAGAACUCACGUGCUGGGCUAUACAUCUACCUAAACGCUUCUCUUGUCGGGCGACCACUACUAGAUGAUGCUUCGGUAUUUACCUACCUACACAACCGAUAUCAAGGCGAUCUACAAUCAACUGCCAUAGCUCUAAUUCUAGCCUCCUUCGACGUACUCGCCAAUGCCGUGUUCCGCAAUAACGAAGGUGCAAAAUCCGGUUUAUUGCUACGAUCCUAUCUUAUAAACAAGGUUCCCUUGUUGCUUGCAUCACUCGCAAGCUCACCAUACGCUUUAAACCCAUCGUACCCACAAUUCAACCCGGAAUAUUGCAUUACGCAAGCCCUCAACCAGGUCGACACCAGCGUCUUUCCGACCCUGUCAAACAUGUUCGAUAUCUCGAACAACCAUAACACGUUUACCGAAACCGUCCGGCAGGACUUUUGCUUUGCAUGCCUUCUCCACGGCUUGAUAAGCAAGGAAGCCAGGGAUGAGCUUCUUGGGGAUAUUACCUUCCAGGAGCUGCCUAUUGGCGGCCGCUAUGUGAAAGACAACUUGGUUCAGCAGUGCCUGGCCGACCCCGAAAGGUUACAGAAACUCAUCGUGGAGCUCGAGGGCAUGGAGGGCAAUGCCGGCGCGGCUGGUCAAGCCAUAGCAGAGGUGUUGGGUCAACUCUGUCGGAACAAGGAGACCAUGGCCCUGAAGCAGCUAUGCAGUCAGUUGGCCCGGAAGCCCAUAUUCCUGGACGUGCUGCUACUCUUCAACAAGACAGAGACCAUACUCCAGCCUCUGUGCGAACUCCUAGAUAACUGGAGGUAUGAUGACGACCAGGGAGAGUACCAGCCUGUUUACGAGGAGUUUGGGUCGAUAUUGCUACUCGUCCUGGCAUUCGCCUACCGAUAUGACCUCUCACCAGCAGACCUCAAAAUUAGCUCGCCUGACUCUUUCGUGGCGAAGCUGUUGACUAAAGGCCAGCUUGCCAGGUCGUUGGAGGAACUCAGCGACCAGGAAAAGGCUCACAUCGGCGGCUGGGUGCUUGGGCUCUUCGCCUCCGAUGCAGGCGGGCUGGGAGAUGAGCUGAUGUCUUCCUGCCCGCCGCAGGACUUCUACUUGCUCAUCCCCACUCUAUUCCAGCAGAUCGUACUGGCAUUCAGUGUCGGCCGGCUUACAGAAGACAUGCUGAAAUGCGGCCUCGAGUAUCUCGUCGACACGUUCUUAUUACCGUCGUUGGUCCCGGCAAUCCUCUACCUGUGCAAUCAUCUGUGGGCGGAUAGCCCGCAGGACCAGAAAGCCAUUAUCAGGAUCUUCCAGCUGGUCCUACUUCCAAACUCGAUUUCGAAUGAAGCAUCGACCAUGUUGUCGUCGGUGCUCAACAUCGUCGCACAACCGCUGGAGCAUGCGCUGCGUUCCUACCAACGACAAGACCCAAAAAGUCAGGACGUCGAGCCUCUCCUGCGAGCGCUCAAAGAAAACAUCCCUCUAUCGCGACGGACCGGUAGUGCCGAUCAUAAUGAAUUCGAAUCGUGGACCAGCACUAACGGCGGUGGUCUGACGGCCUCGAUCCGCCAUACCAUCCAGGGACUGGUGCAAUGGAGCCAAAGCUCGGUUCUUAAUGGGAUGCCGACUCCAUAUACACACCGUCAGCUGAUCCUGGCCAUCAGGUUGCUAGGAGCCAAGCGUCUACUCGCCACCAUAACCGAAGAGCUCAGGCAGCAGGCCGAAGCCGGAAACGACGGCGCCGCCUAUGACGUUGCCAUCGCACUCAUUUGCGCCCCGGACGUGACCAACGACCCGGACCCGCUCCAGGUGCCGGCCAUGCCGUCCCUGGACGAGUCGGGCAACGUGCCGGCGCUCCAGCAGCGGCGCACGACGCUCCGCCAGGCGGUCAAGAGCGAGGCCGAGGAGUGGAAGAAGAUCGAGAAGUCGGACCCGGUGCUGGCGGAGAUGGCGGUGCGGCUCUACCGGCGGGCGGAGGCGCAGAUGGCGACGCCGCAGGAGGCGUCGAUGCUGCAGCCGGACCUGGCGCUCGGCGACGCCAUAGCGGCUGCGGCGGCUGCGGCGGCGGCCGAGGCGGACGGCGGGGUCGACGGCGGGCUGGGCGGCCUGGACGCGACGGGCGUCGGCGGCCUCGACCUCGGCGGCGCGGGCGGCGACUUGAACCUGGGGGGCUCGGUGGCGGACUCGGCGGGCGGGCUGGGCGGGCUCGACGACCAGGAUAUCUUUGGGGACUUGACCGGUGGCAGCGACUUCUUGGAUGGGUGGUCGGAUAUGAAUCUGGUCUAGGGGAAACCCCUGAGGAGCUUGCAAGCAAUUGGGGGGAUUACGUGGUGGACGGUUGAACGGGCGUGACGAGGGAUCUUCUAACUAGUAUGUUUAUAGGUAAUACUCCUGUUUAUCGGUUUGGGUUACGGGGACUGCUUCUGUGGGCGAAAAGGAGCGAUAAAUAUUUUGGGGGGGGGUUAUCUACCUACCACCUAGCUGCCUAGGCGUCUACAACCUACUUAAAGCGGCUGUUUCUUGAACUCGUGAAUU